AUGGCGCUGCGAGUGAUGCGGGGGAUCGUGAACGGGGCCGCACCCGAGAUGCCCGUGCCCACCAGUGGGGCCGGGGCGGGGGCGGGCUCUUGGGAGCAGGCGAUGGCAGCGAGUCGGAACUACCUGUCCCAGCCUCGCCUCACAUACAAGACAGUAUCAGGAGUCAAUGGUCCACUAGUGAUCUUGGACCAUGUUAAGUUUCCCAGAUAUGCUGAGAUUGUUCACUUGACAUUACCAGAUGGCACAAAGAGAAGUGGGCAAGUUCUAGAAGUUAGUGGUUCCAAAGCAGUGGUUCAGGUAUUUGAAGGGACUUCAGGUAUAGAUGCCAGGAAAACAUCCUGUGAGUUUACUGGGGAUAUUCUCCGAACACCAGUGUCUGAGGAUAUGCUUGGUCGGGUAUUCAAUGGGUCAGGAAAACCGAUCGACAGAGGUCCUGUUGUGCUGGCUGAAGACUUCCUUGACAUCAUGGGCCAGCCAAUCAAUCCUCAGUGUCGAAUCUACCCAGAGGAGAUGAUUCAGACCGGCAUCUCGGCCAUAGAUGGCAUGAACAGUAUUGCUAGAGGACAGAAAAUUCCUAUAUUCUCUGCUGCUGGCUUACCACACAAUGAGAUUGCUGCUCAGAUCUGUCGCCAGGCUGGUUUGGUAAAGAAAUCCAAAGAUGUAGUGGACUACAGUGAGGAAAAUUUUGCAAUUGUAUUUGCUGCUAUGGGUGUAAACAUGGAAACUGCCCGGUUCUUCAAAUCUGACUUUGAAGAAAAUGGCUCCAUGGACAACGUCUGCCUCUUUUUGAACUUGGCUAAUGACCCUACUAUUGAACGAAUUAUCACUCCUCGCUUGGCUCUAACCACAGCUGAAUUUCUGGCCUAUCAGUGUGAGAAACAUGUAUUGGUUAUCCUAACAGACAUGAGUUCUUAUGCUGAAGCACUUCGAGAGGUUUCAGCAGCCAGGGAAGAGGUUCCUGGACGACGAGGGUUCCCAGGUUACAUGUACACGGAUUUAGCCACAAUAUAUGAACGUGCUGGUCGUGUGGAAGGCAGAAAUGGCUCGAUUACUCAAAUCCCUAUUCUCACCAUGCCUAAUGAUGAUAUCACUCACCCCAUUCCUGAUUUGACUGGAUAUAUCACAGAGGGGCAGAUCUAUGUGGAUAGACAGCUACACAACAGACAGAUUUACCCACCUAUUAAUGUGCUGCCCUCAUUGUCACGGUUAAUGAAGUCUGCUAUUGGGGAAGGUAUGACCAGAAAGGAUCAUGCUGAUGUGUCUAACCAGCUGUAUGCGUGCUAUGCUAUUGGUAAGGAUGUACAAGCCAUGAAAGCCGUGGUGGGAGAAGAAGCCCUUACCUCAGAUGAUCUUCUUUACUUGGAAUUUCUGCAGAAGUUUGAGAGGAACUUCAUUGCUCAGGGUCCUUAUGAAAACCGCACUGUCUAUGAGACUUUGGACAUUGGCUGGCAGCUGCUCCGAAUUUUCCCCAAAGAAAUGCUGAAGAGAAUCCCUCAGAGCACCCUGAGCGAAUUCUACCCUCGGGACUCCGCAAAGCACUAG
Molecule: messenger RNA, 1542 nt
Organism: Pipistrellus nathusii (Nathusius's pipistrelle)
Lineage: Eukaryota; Metazoa; Chordata; Mammalia; Chiroptera; Vespertilionidae
Source: the annotation of a GenBank genome assembly